Salvia hispanica is the source of this 2398-nucleotide messenger RNA. Its product is annotated as Cyclophilin-like peptidyl-prolyl cis-trans isomerase family protein. Gene Ontology annotation, cellular component: cytoplasm. Gene Ontology annotation, biological process: protein folding; protein peptidyl-prolyl isomerization. The record is from RefSeq and is a predicted model, not a curated record. Gene Ontology annotation, molecular function: peptidyl-prolyl cis-trans isomerase activity; cyclosporin A binding. NCBI's taxonomy places the organism in Eukaryota, Viridiplantae, Streptophyta, Magnoliopsida, Lamiales, Lamiaceae.
ACCCUUUUUCACCAAGAAUCUGAAAUGCAUAAAAAUCGAAGCACCAAACAUUUUCUCCAUAUUUAAUUGCUGUUUUUGCAGUAGCCGUCUCCUCUGAUUUUCGCAGAAUUGGUGUUUCUUUGCUUGCUCAGAGCUGUAUAGAUCGAGGGUCUGCUAUCUUAAAACUGUAAGCACUAUGAAGAAGACAAAAAACCCAAUGGUUUUCUUGGAUGUUUCCAUUGAUGGGGAUGCUGCUGAAAGAAUUAUCAUUGAGUUGUUUGCUGAUGUUGUCCCUAAGACUGCUGAAAAUUUCCGGGCUCUCUGUACGGGUGAGAAAGGCAUUGGAGCCUCAACAGGGAAACCUCUUCACUACAAGGGUUCCACAUUUCAUCGCAUAAUCAAAGGGUUUAUGGCUCAAGGCGGUGACUUUUCAAAAGGAAAUGGAACUGGUGGGGAAAGCAUUUAUGGAGGGAAAUUUUCUGAUGAAAACUUCAAGCUUGAUCAUACUGCAGCUGGUCUCCUCUCGAUGGCUAAUGGUGGUCCAAACACAAAUGGAUCUCAGUUUUUUAUAAUUUUCAAGCGACAGCCUCAUCUUGAUGGAAAACAUGUUGUUUUUGGAAAUGUUGCGAGUGGAAUGGAUGUUGUUAAGAAAAUGGAACAGCUUGGAACAGCUGAUGGGAGACCAGAUGGAAUUGUUAAGAUCAUAGAUUGCGGUGAGAUGUCUGAUGCAAAGACACAAAACUUAAUUGUAGCUGAUAAAGUAAAGAAGAAAAAAUCAGUAAACGAAGAUGCAUCUAAUGACGAUUCUGACAGCCAUGCCAAACGGAAACAGAAAGUAUCUGUGAAGGAUAAAAGGAGAAAGAGGAGCUACUCAUCUGAUAGCUCUGCCUCUGAUUCAUAUUCAUCUGGCUCUGAUUCAUAUUCAGACUCCGAAUCGGAUGCUUCUUCAGAGUCAGAUUCUUCAACUUCAUCCAGAGAUGGACGGCGUAGGAAGAAGAGGAAGGUGGCUAAGAAAGGAAAACGUAAACAUGGGAAAAAAGGGGGGGCUGGAGAAAGGAAGAAGAGAAGAGGUCAUAGUCAUAGAUCAAAGAGAAAAUCGAGAAGGUACUCGGGAAGCUCUAGUGAUACGGAGAGUAGUGGAAGUGGUUCUGCUACCAGCAGUUCUGAUGACGAAAGUCCACGAAGGGGUAGAUCACGGAAAAACAACAGGAAAAGUGAACAAGAGAAGAAGCCGAUCCGCAUUCGUGGGAAUGAGAGAAAGCCACCAAGUCCUAGCUUAGGAUCUGGAGAUGAGCAAAAAGGUGAUGACAGGAAACACACUAGGGGUGACUCCUCUCAUGAAGAGGGUGAACUUCCUCAAAAGAAUGGUAGCCGCAUGAAUAAUGGCCAAGGGAAUAUCAAGAACAAUGAAACUUCCGCCAGAGGACAUCGAGCUUAUUCAAGCAGAUCCAGGUUUUUUGAAGGGAGUAGGUCUCCAAGUCCUGGUGGAAGGCCCAGUCCUCGCAGCAGUCCAAUUAAGACUCCCACACUUGAAGAGAACAGUAAAGUUCCUAGAGAGAAAAAUCAUUCUCAGAGUCCAGUCAGGAGUCCUUCUGACAAAGGUAUUCAACCUCCUGCUUCUACUCAUGGUCGGGAUUUGUCACAGAGCCGCUCUCCAGGUGGAACUCCAAAGCGAGUAAGAAAAGGCCGAGGCUUUACUGAGAGAUAUGCAUUUGUUAGAAAAUACCGUACACCUUCUCCAGAACGUUCACCUGAUAUAUCUUAUCAUCACGGAGGAAGAAAUUUUCAAAGGAAUCAUGAAAGGUAUCCAAGCUACAGAGGCAGCAGGUAUGAACGCUCACCCCAAAGACAUCACCGUAGUCCACCUAGAAGAGGAAGAAGCCCGCCCAGAUACGAACGCAAGAGGAAUCGGAGCAGGUCUCCAUCUCGAAGCCCUGGAGCCAACCGUGGUCGUGGGAGGCGCUAUAGCAGAAGUCCCGUGCGCAGCCCAAGCCCUUUAGAUAGGCGCCCACUGAUUAGUGACAGACUGAAAUCUCGUCUCGGUCCUCAGAAGAGUGACGACUCCCCUCGAGGAAGGUCAGUGUCACGCUCCAGGAGCCGCAGCCCCCGUAGAUCAAGGUCACCUCUGAGAAAGCAUCCACGCAAAGUUUCGCCUGGAAGCUCUCCAUCGAGCCCUUCUGGUGGGCAUCAACGUGGACUAGUAUCGUAUGGAGACUUGAGUCCAGACAAUGGGGUAAGUUAGUUAUUUUGGUGCUUAUUAUUGAUAUGGAACAUGAAAUCGUGGAUCAUUCUUCUUUGUUGUAAUAUCAGUCAAUAGUUAACUAUGGUCCAUGGCUCUAUGCCUCUUCUAAAUCUUGAAUGUUUUUUUUGACUACUGAUUUGGAUAUUAACUAUGUUUAUGGGAUUUUUCAGUCGUCCA